Molecule: messenger RNA, 11383 nt
Organism: Podarcis lilfordi (Lilford's wall lizard)
Lineage: Eukaryota; Metazoa; Chordata; Lepidosauria; Squamata; Lacertidae
Source: the annotation of a GenBank genome assembly
GGGAGGGCGGGGCGAGGGGUUGAAUCGCGCUGGUCAAAAUGGCGGAACGCGGCUACAGCUUCUCCCUCACCACUUUCAGGUAAGGCGCGGUGUUCCCUCAGGGGCGGCGGGGCGGGCGCAGGAGGCCCGGGGCGCUGUCCUUUAAUGAGGGGGGGGGAUUCUGGGGCCUCUGGAGGGGCUCCGUCUCGUUGCCGUUGAGACGGAGGGAGAGCCGAGGUUUUUGCGGAGUCACCGCUGGCGCUUCUCGCCUCUCGCUCGGAGAAGAAAGUGGCGCGUGUGGAAAGUGCCGCAGGUUUCUCGCGCGGAUCCCGCCUCCCCACCAGACAUGCUUGAGGGAACGCGGGUUUUCCAGCAGCCUGCCUGGUCCUGAGCCCUUUGCACCUGCCUGUUGGCGCUUGGGACCGAGUGAAGGUGUCAGGAUGGCACCCGAGGUCUCCGGAGGCGCAUACCUGGGGAUCAUUGGAUCUGGACUGUUUUCACACAUUAAUGCCACACCUUGUAGAAUUCUGUCACUUAUAUUUUAUCUGCACAGUCAGAAUGAAUUUCAGGAAACAAAAGCCUUUAUUGAUAAAUAAAACUUUCGAGCCGUCUGCCCCCCCGAAUGCCAACUAGACCUUCCAUUUUGGUGACUGUAACCCUGGUUUAAGGAGGCAUUUGGCACCUAGUUUAUAUAUCGGGAUUUCUAACACUGCUAAACCAUGCAGAGAUGAGCCUUUGGAUCCAGUAUGCAGGGUUUUAAGCCACGGAUUGACUCUCCCUCCGCAUGGCUUGGUUAAGGCAAGAGCCCAAAGCAGGCCUCAUUUCCCUUAUAACCCUAUAGAAAGUGAAACAAAUAUCUCUGAACACACGGCGUUGAGAUUUUAUGAAAAUAAUAAAUCAUAUCAUAGUGUCGCCUUGGAAGUAAGACCUAUUCAAUUGAAUGGGAUUUGGACUUAAUCCCAAAUUAGUUUCCAUAGGAUUGCAGCCUUACAAAUGCAUGUUUACUUGGAAAUAAAUGACAUUGCAUUCAGUGUGUUGAGGACUAUGAACAUGAAACAAAUGUUACACCAAAAACGAAAGUAAAACUAUUUUGGUGGGCUUUCUUUUCCCCUUUUCAGUUUUUAUUAUGAGAUUACUUUGAGCUUGUUGCCAGACCUUGACAUGAGUGCAUGAUUACAUGAAAAGUGUAGUACAAUUCUAAACACUCUUAUACUAAAGUAAGUCCCACUAAAUUGACUGGGGCUGACUCCUAUCUGUUUGUUUUUUAUUAUUACUAUAUUAAAAUGUGCCCAAUAUCAUAUUGGUGAAAAAAGGGCCAAUGAAAGGCCAUAAGUUGCUUGGCAUUUUCAGAUUUGAAAAUGUUUUCUUACCAAGGUGUCUCAUGAAUUGUUUGCUUUCUUUUAGCCCUUCUGGAAAGCUUGUUCAGAUUGAAUAUGCUUUGGCAGCUGUUGCCGCAGGAGCCCCAUCAGUUGGAAUUAAAGGUAUUCAAAUGCUUGCACGAUUAAUAAGCCCACAGAAAUGUUGCUAGUUUGUAUGUCUGUGUGUACCUACUUUGGCAUUUUGUGACCUAAAUGCAAAGAAAAAACGAGAAAGCAGACAUAGAUUAUGGGUAUUGAGGCUGAAGUCCUAGCCCCAUUUGCUUGAGAGUAAGCCUCAUAGAGUUCAACACCACCUAAUUCUGAGUAGACUUUAUUAGGAUUGUGGUGUAGUAUGAUUGCCAGAAAUUGAUCUGAAAAGAAUCAGCGUGAAAGCAGUAACCUGGCUUGACCUUAUUUUGGUCGUACCAACAGUACAAACCUAUACAUGUCUACUCAGAAAUAAGCUCCCUUGAGCUCAGAGGUUAGGGAACCUGUGACCCUCCAGAUGCUGUUGGAUUGCAACUUCCAUAAUCAUUGACCAUGCUGGCUAGGACUGGUGGGAGUUAUAGUCUAGCAGCAUGUAUUGUAUUAUUGCUAGCUGCCUUGAGCACCAUUUAGUGGAGAGGUAUGAUACAAAUUUAAUAAACAACAGUCAUACCUUGGGUUGCGAACGUGAUCUGUGCGGGAGGCACGUUCACAACCCACAGCAUUCGCAGCCUGAAGUGCAGCUUUUGCGCAUGCACGUGACAUCAUUUUGCGCAUGCGCAAGCACCAAAACCUGGAAGUAACCCGUUCCUGUACUUCCGGGUUUAGCGCUGUCCGCAACCUGAAAAUGCACAACCUGCAGCGUUUGUAACCCGAAGUAUGACUAUAUAAAAUAUUAAAUAAAGGGAUGGGGAUGGUGGGGACAUGAACCCAUCCUAGUACCCCCAGAGCUUUUAAAUUACGUUUUAGUCCCAGUGGGGUUCCAACCAUAACCCUUCCAGAGUAAGAACUACAGAGUAAGUUGUUGUGGGCCAGGGAGGAGGGGAUGAUUGUGGAAAUAUUCAUUUUCCCCUUUUGGCCAUCUAAUAAUGCACAUGUAAGUCUUGAUUCCCAUUACCACCCUAGCUUUGUAGCAAUUCAGCAUCCUGAUGUUAAAAUACAGAUAAUGCGUGGUUUGGUUUUGAAACAAAACAAACCUCUUCCUGGCCAGUUUUUGAGUUUAAGAAUUGAAUUCAAACCCAGUGCGUGCCACUUGGGGCCCUUGGGAGGAAAAGCUCUCUUGUCAAUGUUUAACCAAGCUAGAUAUAGGGAUUCUUAGUGGGGCUAUGAAACAUCUUCAAAAAGUAGAAUCUAAAUAUAUUUUCAAAACAGAAAGUAUAACUAUAAUUUUCAGAUUGCAUUUUGGGAAACCUUGGGUUCCUUACAUGUUUUCAUUGCAGGUUUCCUAAUGAAAAAAUCAGUAAGGCAAAAAAUCAUAAGGCAAGCUUCCUUAUGAUAUAGCUUCUCUGCCACUACUAAUUUUCCUCAGCAGUGCACCCCAUAGGAGAGUUCUGGGCAUAUUCUAUGGUGUGUUGUAAGGUGCAGUCAGUUUGCAUUGGGCCACUAUGAGGCCGGACAGGCCUAGCCAGGGUGCACUUCACACAAUCCUCCACAUUUGUUGUGAGGCAGAGCUGCUAAGAUUCCUCAGCAGAUAAUGUGGAAUGAGGUCUUUGAAGGUGGAAAGUUUGAAAAGCUUCUUUUCCAUUUUUUUAUUGAACUUUUUCUUUUUUUUUUUAAGUAGGCAUGUCUAGUGAUAUUGAGGUAACACAUAACCAUUAGGGGUGUUUAUUGGAUUUGGCUGUCUUGGGAGGAUUUUGAGUUUCUCCCAAAGCAAAGUGAGAUCUGCUUCAACCCAUGCAGCCUUGUACUGUACAAUGAACCCUGAAGUGAUUUGUGAUACCUCAGUAUGGGUGGAAGGGAGGAAAUGAGAGCAGCUUUGCAAACCAGAAACUUGCAUCACUAACUUGAGGGAAUGGUCAGAGGGGUUUUUUUUUGAGGAGGGGGGGGCUCUUUCACAUCCAACAACUUUAGUUUGUAAUUGGAGGGAAUUAUUUUAUUCAUAAAGAAAAUAUCAUCUGAUUAUUUCUACCCAAAAAUUAACUUUAAAGGAACUUUGGUUGGGGGAGAUAUAGUGGGAAUCACUUAACAGCUGCAGGAACAAAACUGCAUAUAUCCUUCUGAAAUUUGGCAGGAUUCAUUCCUUUAGAAGGGGCAAUGUUUCUUAAGAUUUCAUCCAGUUCUACCCAAAUAUUAGUAUGGUUUGAUGUUUGAUGUUAUUUGUUUUGUUUUUUUAAUCAAACUUGAAAGGUGUCCAUCACAGAGACCUCUGAGUUGAAUCGAGCUGCCUCCAAAUUCAUCUGAGUCGAAUUGGCCUGUUUUAUUAUGCAAUGCCAAUUUGGGGUUUGAACCAAAUCAUCUGGUGGGUAGGCAUCCUUAGUAAUAGUGCCAAAUAAUGCAUUGGAUUUAUGUGAUACGAUUAGUAAAGGAUAUACAAGUAGAUGAAUUAUUCUAGUUGCCUGCUUUAAGCAUUGUGGAUUUGAAAGAUUACGAGGAAAAUGGAAGGAAGAUAUUUUAACUACAUUGACUAAAAUAUUUGUUUUCUUUGUGCAGCUUCAAAUGGCGUGGUACUGGCAACAGAAAAAAAGCAGAAAUCCAUUCUGUAUGAUGAACGAAGUGUACACAAAGUGGAAUCCAUAACCAAACACAUAGGCUUGGUGUAUAGUGGCAUGGGUCCUGAUUACAGGUAUCUUGAAGGCAAGGAGGGAAACACUGUAAUAGACUCUUGCUAUUGGUCUUUGACUCUUGCCCCGCUAUAGGCAGCACAGCAUUGGGUCUGUGGUGCCAUUUCAACAUUCUCUGGAUGGAUGAUACAUAUCUUGACCCUCUUCAUGUGUGCAUAAUGAGAAGUGGAGACACAUGUACAAUGGGGUGCAGCUCUGGUCCUGUCCCCAAGGUUGCACAAGGCUUCACCCUGACAUGUAUGCAAGGCAGGAGUCACCAACCUUUUUGGGCCAUGGCAUAUUUUGAAUUUUGAGAGAGUUCUGUGGGUGCCAGCCACAAAGUGGCUGCUAUGGGAGGCAUGACACACACAAAAUUGGAGAGUACACCCAUGGUGAAGCUUUUCCAAUAAUUGUAUUUCCAUAUUAGGAAAAGCUUAAACUACCAUACAGCUGUUAAAGACACAACCCUUUGUUUUCCCCAGUGCCAAUGCUAAACUAAAGCCUAGUUUGCCAUUCUGUACUCACUUACCUAGAAGUAAGACCCAUUAAAGACAAAGAGACAUACUUAUGCAUAGACACGUAUACCAUUGCACUGCAGAUUAACUAUACCAUGAACUCUUAAUAAGUGCCUAGUCUUUGGUUCCUGCACAGCAGGAGUCACCCAUAUGCCUGUUUGCAAAGUUUUACAUUUGCCUUUUCAGGUUGGGGGUGGAUUUUUAAUAUCCACCCACACUUAUUAUAUAGUACUGUUUACAGAAAAUAAUUUCUAGGCAGUACCUGAUCUCAGAAAACCCAUCACAGAAAAGAUGCAUCCUGGUUACUAGGAAAAAAGGAAAAGUGAGCUACAGAGAUUUUAAAGACUAGAAAAUAAGGAGGAGGAAAAGUGUGUGAAAGGGUAGGAUAAAGCAGGACCUCCUUAGGACCCAAGAAAUUUCUGUUGCCUGUCAUCCAGACUUAUCAGUCACUUCACUGUUUGACUGAAAAAAGCAACAGGCAGGAGUAGCCAGGCUGGCUAAUUUCACAGAAAUCACUUGGGAGGGUAACUGUACAUUUUGCUUGAUAAAAUUCUCUUUAGUAGGGCUAGAGGCUUUUCUUUUCUUUUUUUAAUGAAAGUGCAAAGUCUAGGGCCCCCACCUAGUGGUCCUAAGUUAUGGCACCCAUUGGAACCGUGUUGGCAACCCCUGCUGCAAGUCUACUUGCAUAAGUUUUUUUUUGUUGCAGAUGUGUCUGUCUAAUGUGUGGCUCUUUGAGGGUGGGGCUAGCACUGUUAGGAGUGUCUGACAGCCAGCUUUGCUCAUGAUACAAAUUAAUGGGCCAGCGUUUGGUUUUUAAUCAUAUUUGGAGAAUCUUGAGCUACCACAUCCCACAAUAUUACAGAGCUGAGAGACAUUGCUCAUACGUUAUUGCAGGGAUAGGGAACAUUGGGCCUUCCAGAUGUUUUUUGUCUCCCAACUCCCAUAAGCUCCAGCUACUAUAGCCAGUGGUCAGGGAUGAUGGGAGCUGAUUGACUGGAUGAGGGCAAACAAACACAUUGAAUCAUGAUAAGACAGGCUAUGGGUGAAAGGUUCCUGGAUCCAGAUUUUGAGAGAUUGUUCUGAAUGGAGUUGUGCUUCACCUAAAGAAACAGGUCCAUAUUUUAAGGGUGUUCAUUGAAUCAUCUUCUAUACUAGAGGCCCAGGUGUCCUCUAGUGUGGUGCAUCUGUUACCAACUUUGGCUGGUAUGCUAACCACUCCCUUUCUUGGACAGAAAUGGUCUGGCCGCUGUAGCACAUUAGUAACCUCACAAUAAUAGGCAACCUUUUUUGAGUUGAUAUAUCCCAGUGCAGUAUCAAAUUCUUUCAUUAGCUGAUAGUAAAUAUUCCUUCAGUUUAAUCUUUCCCAAGUUGCUUUGGACUUUUAAGUUAUAAUGGAUGUUCUGAUUUCUUCGCUCACUCACUAUUUCUUUUCUUCUUUUUCUCAGAGUACUUGUCCACAGAGCACGCAAACUGGCCCAGCAGUACUACUUGGUUUACCAUGAACCUAUUCCAACAGCUCAGCUAGUGCAGAGAAUUGCUUCUGUAAUGCAAGAAUACACACAAUCUGGGUAUGCCUUCCCCCUGCCCCUUGUUUAUUCUAAAACAACUGAAAUUUACUAAGAGCUGUACUGUAUGCAGAAUAGACUGUACUCGUAAUGCAGCCCCCUCACACUUUUACCAUAUAUCAGUGAGAUUUUUGCCUCUCCAUCUGAGGAGCUGCAAAUCAGACUGGGUACAUACAGACAAGAGCUCAGCCUUGUCUGCAUGCCAUGGCCAGCCUCAUAAACUCUCCUCCUGUUCUUCUACAGUGGUACCUCUGGAUGCGAAUGGGAUCUGUUCCGGAGCCCCGUUUGCAUCCUGAGCAGAACACAACCUGCGUGUGCAUAGGUCACGAUUCGCUGCUUCUGCGCAUGCGCGUGAUGUCAUUUUGAGCGCCUGCAUGCGCGAGUGGCGAAACCCGGAAGUAAUCCGUUCCGUUACUUCCAGGUCGCUGCGGAACGCAACCUAAAAACGCUCAACCUGAAGCUACUUUAACCCGAGGUAUCACUGCAUUCACUUUUGAAGAGCAUUUGGUCUGAUACUUUUAAGUGUGCUGAACAGCAAUACCACACUCUCAAACUGAUUACCUAUAAGCCUGGAAGCUAUUUAUGCAAAGGAGAAUGAAGAGCAGGAAAUACAGUUACUGUUAUGCCUUAAAUGCUUUUCUGUGCUAAAGUCGUUUUUGUAUAUUUUUUUACAGUUUUCUAAGUAGGAAAAGUAGAGUUGCCAGUAAUUUCCUGGACCUGUUCUUGUACAUUGGAACAGUUGUUUGACUUGCUAAAAUUAAGCAAUGGGGUGGUCUUUCCUUCCUUGUAUUUUCUCUCCUGAAAUAUCUAUGAGUUUUGUAUUUAACUGUUUUCUUCAGUAUUGAAUAAAAAGUUUAUAGCUUUAAUGUAGCAUUUUUUAUAUUGUUUUUUGAAGUCUUGUGUUUGUUUCUGUAUGAUGUUAGCUGCUUUGGACUCCCUUUUUCAUAGGGGAAAGUGGGGUUCAAAAUAAAGAUGACGAUCUCUUCCCAUCUGUCUCAUAGCCAGCAAAAUAUUGAGCUGCUUAAUUUCUGUAUGGAAGGUUGCUGGUUAAGGCAUAGAAACAGAGCCAAGAAAACAGUUGGCAGCCAUAAAGACUCAGAAACAAAGUGUACAAACUAUUUGUACGAGGCAUGAUGUAACUCCUUUAGAAUAUAUAGAAGAGGAGUAUGCUUGUAUGUGUGUUCAUAGAUGAGUCCGUCAGUCAGCAUCCUUAAUGCUGAUCUUAUUUGUUCCCAAGAUAACCUUCUGUUAUCAUUAAUCCUUUUCAAAUGUUUUGCUUCGUAGGGGUGUACGCCCGUUUGGUGUAUCAUUGCUAAUAUGUGGGUGGAAUGAGGGACGACCAUACUUAUUCCAGUCUGAUCCAUCUGUAAGUAUUCAUAAUGGAGCUUCUUAAUAGCCUUAAAUAGAAAGCAUGGAUGUUUACUCAAAGAUCUGGAAUAUUGCCAUAUUCUUUCUGUGUAUGUUUUUUUAAUUAAUCCAGAUAAGUGGGUGGGGAAUGAUAAGCAUCUGGACUAGAAUAAGGUUACAGACUCUCAGGACAUCUUGGGUGAUCAGUUUUACAGUUGUAAGAGCAUAAAGAGAGCCUUGGUGGAUUAGGCAAAACAUCUCUCCUGUCCAGAAUCCUAUUUCCAACAUCUCUCCAAGCAGAGAUCCCUAAAUGAGGCUAAUUUUUUACUGUAUUGAUCAGUGACUAGAAGAUAAUGUGUUCUCAUAAAUUUACUCCCUGUCUUUCUCACUUUUCCAGGGUGCUUAUUUUGCGUGGAAAGCAACUGCAAUGGGGAAAAACUAUGUAAAUGGAAAGACAUUCCUUGAAAAGAGGUAAUGUUAUGAUUACAUAACUGCAAAUCAGUAAUAAAAUAUGAAGAUAGUAGAAGUUUAUAUGUACUGUAAUGAUGUGUUGUUUUCCGUGUCUAGACUGGCUCUUUCCUAGGUGUUGAAGUGCUAUAGUUUAAAAACGACUAAGAAUGCUAGAAACACCUGUGAAAAUGAGACAAAAAUGACAAUUUGCUUUCGUUAGGAGAAGCUUGUGUAGGUAUGGUGAUCCCAUUUAACAGCUUGAUGAGAAGUUACCAAUUAACCUUUCCCUAGAGUACAGCUUGGAGCAUGGAGGUUUUGAGUCCCAUCCGUAAGGGAGAGUUGGCCAUCCUUGGCUCUCGACUCUCUUCCAUCCCAGGAUCAGUAAUCACAUCAUCUUCAGCAGUGGUGAAAGCAUUGGUAGUGGCCAUAUCCUGUGGAUUCCACAGUUUCCUUCAGAGCCUCAUUUAUAAUGUGCAUGACUCAUGGCUUGUCAGCAAGAUUCUGCUGUAACUGAAACAUCCUGUAAUUCAUGGGGAUCAGGGCCAGCUCUUUGAGGCCUCAGAACAUCCACUUGGAUGCACGCUAAUUAACAUAGAAUUUGUGUACAUAGAAAUACAUAAAAAGCUCCCUUACUUUGGGGCAGAUGGGGCUCGUCAGCCUGGGAAGAUAGCCCAUCUAGGAGUAGGAAAACUGAUCCUAAACCUCCAUGCUGCCUUGCGGAAUAUCUUCAGGGGAAGAAAAGACAGUUGGAUGUUGCCUUGUACGCUGCCUUCUGGCAACUCCCGCAGCUAAGCUGAUGCCAGAUGUAUUGCUGUUUUUCUUUGGACCACAUCAGCGAGGCCGAGAGGGAGAAGGUCUUGUCGUCUGGCAGCUCAGGUCCUCCAUACACACUGCCCAGGCUUAUGCCCCGGGGAGGUCACUUCAGUGCUGCUAACGUCCAGAGGAGCACUGGUCUCCCAGGGGGGCAAUUUGAUUUGAUUUUUUUAAGGGGGACAAUUCGAGAAUGGGUUAUUAACAAUUAAUGGCCUUUUCACUUUCUUAAUAAUAAGAAUUAUAUGUCACGGGUGGGGGGCAUCAGGAUUUUGGAGAUGCUUAGGUGGGGCAUGGCCAAAAAAAAGGUUGGGAACCACUGUACUGGCUGAAAUACAACGUUCUGUUAAUAUUCAGACUUGCAAGACUCAUGCUAAGUUGGAGAAGAGAGAAUGCAAUACAGUUUCUACACUUAAGUAAACCAAUAAACCAGUUGUGUGGGUACUAUUUGAUGACAUUUCCUCAUGGUCUUCAAUGUUUAUCAUCUAAUAAGACCAAAGGUGACUAAGGCUUCUGAGGGUUUUACUUCUGGAAGGUACUGAUACCUUGUGUGUCUAAUAAACUGGUGUAACUUCUACUGUAAAUUGCAAUAUUUUGUCUAAAUCUAUUGGUUGGUAUCCUAAUACCCUUUAAGUGCGUCUAAAUAGUUUGUGUGUGCCCAAUGCGUGUUUUUUGAGUACACUCUACUGUCCUGCCAUAUCCCCAAAUGAUUUGAGAUUCCUGUGUUUAAUGGUAUUUGCAAUGCUGCAUAGGAAGUUAUUUGCAAAAUGCAGCCCUUGGCCAUGUGAAACUAAUUUUCAGUUCUGUGAAUGUUUGCUGUUGCAGCAACAGUAAAAUAUAUUUAUUAGCAAACUUCUGUUCUUUCAUAGGUACAACGAAGACUUGGAGCUUGAAGAUGCUAUUCAUACUGCUAUAUUGACACUGAAGGUAAGAAACAUCUGCAGUGUAUUUGUUAAAACUCUAGUUUGUGAAUUGCAUUUUCAUGAAGGAACCUGUCUUUCCCUCUCUCUAGGAAAGCUUUGAAGGACAAAUGACAGAAGAUAACAUAGAGGUUGGCAUCUGUAAUGAGGCAGGAUUUAGAAGACUCACUCCAACUGAGGUCAAGGAUUACCUGGCUGCAAUUGCCUAGUAUUCGUUAAGGAAGACUGCCUCGAUACAUACAAGGAUCUUUUUUCCCAGCCAUUUAAAUAUUUGGCUUCUGCACUCUCAUUUCUACUUUAUCUGCUAGAUUUUUUAAAAAAGAAAUAUUAUGGAUCCAAAUACUACUGUCCUAAUAUUGAAAAUGUGGAAUUAUUGUUCUUUAAAAUAUUAAACACUGUACAAGAAUACGCAAUAUGAAAAAAUAAACAUACCAGGAGUGGUGUGAUUUCUAGGUAAAACUUAAUAAGGCAUUUAAUUAUACUGAGUUCCUUCUGGUUUCACCACCAGCACAAAUUUUAUUCAGAAGCACACAGUUUUAAAAUAUUCAUAAAUCCUUUGGAACUACCCUCAGCUGAACUUGCAGAGCUUCUGUUAAAAGCUUUCUAAAUGUAUGUCUUGAGUGAGAUAUUAUGCAGGCCUCUAUGGGAGCAGUUAAAUCAAAGGGGCUGUGAAUCAAAUCCGAUGAUAUGCAUUCAGCAUGUAAUACUGAAAGACUUUAGUUGGCAAGCUGCUACAAGUCAGAACAGAAAGCAGUCUUGGUACCACGUGUGUUAGAGAUCUGUCUUCCACUCAUGUGGCAGAUUCACUACCUCCCUCCCUGGUGUAAGUGAGAAGGUGCAGUGUUUGCCCCCACUGUCACAGUGAUCCCAUAGGGCAAGAAAUAUAUAGGAAAUGCAACCUUUAUUGGACGAACUCAUUGAAGGACAAAGUGAGUUUUCAAGAUAUAUGAAAGCUCAUGUUCAAAGUUUUUACAGAUGGAGAAGCUGGUGGUAAAGUGGCAGGAUAACAGCAACAACAAAAAGUAAGCUGGGUGAGGACAGGAGGAGGAAGGGUGGCAGAGGUGGUCUGAGGGGGGUGUUAAGGUAACUGGUCUCACAUUGUGAUUUGUCCUUCACCCCCUGGGGGACUGCCCCAUUUGGACCAAGGAACCUUCCACUUGAGUUUACAAUUCAGCUGUAAAGCUCCAUAGGUGACUUUGGGUCAGUCAUCCUAAUUUAACCUGAAGGAUUGCUGUGGAUAACCACAUGUAUGGCUUGUUUGAGAAAAGAGUAUGCGAUGUGAUAAAUGAGUAAGACGUUGCUCCCUCAUCCAUGCACAUUGAUCAUUCAUUGACUGUAAUGUGAAGAGGCACCAUAGAGUAAUUGAGAAAAACGUUAACAUCACUGAAUGCAGUCAAACUUUUUUCUGUGCGUGUUUGUUUUUAAUUUAGCUGAGUCAUAAGCAUUUAAGAGUUCUGUUGGAUCAGACCAAAAACCUAGCCCUAUUUACUUUACAGUAUUCUGUUCCUACAAUGGCCAAUCAUAAAGGCUUGGGAAACCCACACGCAAGACAUGCACACAACACUACUCUCCCUCUUAUGUUCAGUGGGGUAUUUUCAGGCAUUCUGACUGAUACUUGAGUGUUGGGGUAACAAGUAAAGUACACACUGAUACAGUCUGACCCCUUGGGUAAAUGGUAUGUGCCACUGAAUUUCC